Messenger RNA from Eruca vesicaria subsp. sativa (arugula), 713 nucleotides. Lineage: Eukaryota; Viridiplantae; Streptophyta; Magnoliopsida; Brassicales; Brassicaceae. The record is from the annotation of a GenBank genome assembly.
AUGGAUACGACUUGUGGAGAGGCUAAAGAAGCCAAUGGAUGUGAGAGUAAUAGUAAUAAUAAAGCUGUUGUUAUUAGUGUAAAGAGCAGUGAGGUUGAGGAUCAGAUAUCUGAGGAGGAGGAAGAAGAAGAAAGCGAGUCACAGUGUUUAUUGCCUCCUCCUAGGAAAGGAGGGAUGUCUAGAAGUACUGACAAGAUUAAGAGGACUGUUCAGUGGAAUGAUAACAAAGGAGACAAUCUUGCUGAGGUUUUGGUUUAUGAACCAAGUGAAGUAAGCGAUACAGAUGACGAUGAUUCAGAUUCCUGCAUCUGCACAAUUAUGUAGCCCCUCAAUACCCGCAAUCAACAACCAUUAACAUGGAGUUUAACAAUGAGCAUCUCUCUUUAUCUGGCUUCUUUUUAGCAAUCAGGUUUUUUUGAGGACAGACGAACCAACAGGUUCGUCUGCUUUUUUGAUCAGGACUUAUGUCAAGAAGCCAGUUCAAAAUAGAAGCUUAUACCUUAUCAUCACAAUUCAGUUACAGGAGUGAGAGUAUAUAGAUUAUAUAGAUUACUGCUAUAUUCCAAUAGAAGCUGAUCUUCAAACCAAAGAUCUUUGUGAGUGCUGUUUGAUUUGAUGACAGGUUUUGACAGUAAACUAUAUAUGUAUGUCUUUUACUGCAACACACGAGCUAAUUCAAUUGUAAGCAUGUGCAGCAAUUUAUUCCUUCUUUC